GUCUAAUAAGCGAUGUUUGUGAAUGACGCGACCGUUACAAUUCAAAAAUACUUAACGGUCAAAAUCAAACAGUCAGGUAGACAGUUUUUUCUCUCCGUUGUAAAAAAGUGAAAUAAUAAAAGAGUCGCGGCACCAGUUUUCCUGAAAAUGGCUAGUACGCCCUUUAAAAAACCCCUACCGUGUUCUAGCAGCACAGAAAGUUUACCCACUUCCGAGGAUGGAGCUUCAACACAAACUUCGGGAGACACCUAUGCAGACAUUCCCCUGGUACCCCUUUUCGACGAUCUGAUGAGGAAAAUAGACGCAUUAAAGGGUAACAAAACUCACUAUUUGGAUACCUGCAUAAAUCUUGCCGAACAGAUCAAAUUUCUGUUCAGUGAACAUAAAAUCGCCUUGUUAGAAUGUAGGAGGUUGUUGAAGGAACUGGACAACAAAGUGCAAGAAAACAGCGAUAUUUUGAGGAACCUUCAAAAUGCCAGAACUAUGUUGGACAAUGAAAAAAGAAAACGAAGACAAGCAGAGAAAGAAAGGGACAAUUUGAGACACAAGUUUUCAGAGUGGUGUAUUUCAUUGUUGAGGGAUGAUGAGAAUAGGAUCUUAGAUAAGUAUAGAGAGGAGAUGGUAAAGAUAAACAACUAUGAGGAUCAGACAUGGAAACAUUCCAAUGCUGAUCAUGGACAUGAAGAUAAUCAUUUGAGGACUAUUCCAGAAAUUAACUCUACAGGGUCAAUUUUGUCAGAUUUGAGCUAUUCUAGAUCUGAGGAUGAUUUAGACAGCUCAUACUGUAAGACUCAAAAGAAGAGGGAAGCAUGGAAGACACUGUACCCUACAACUAAAGAAGAACCAGCUUCUAAAAAGAGGCGUUCAUCAUCUAAUGCAGCAGUAGAGAUUGGGCCAAAAGAUACUGUAAGAGCCACCACUACAUUGACUGUACCAAAGCAUGGACCUAUCACUGCUACAUCUAUUAUUGAAUCAUUACCCCAGGGUGACCAACAAAAUGGUGGGCUACCAGUCCCGCCAGACAUGGUCUUUGAAUCAUGGGCUCAGAAAGGAGCAACUCCUAAAGCUACAACAGACAUCACUGCAAAAGGCACUCCUCGUUCAUAUCUUGGGACACCGCAUCAUACAUAUAAGGGCACUCCAUAUGCAGGAACGUACAAGACUCCUAACAUGGAGAGCAACAACAAUCUGAGGCAACACUGCUUCCAGCAGAAGACGGCUAUGGUUCCAGAAACAUGUUUAGGUUGCAACAAGCGCAUCAAGUUCAGCAAACGCCUCUCCAAGUGUAAAGAUUGCAAAUGCGUUUCCCAUCCCGAGUGCCAGGACCUGUUGCCGUUGCCUUGCGUUCCCAGCGCUUUCACACCUAACCAGAGAAAAAUCAUAAGCGGAACGGUGGGGGACUAUGCCCCUCUUAACCCGCCUAUGGUGCCGGCACUGAUCGUGCAUUGUCUUACGGAGAUUGAGCAGAGAGGGCUCAAUGAACUGGGUCUAUAUCGCAUCCCCGGCUCUGAGAAAGACGUCCGCGACCUAAAGGACCGUUUCCUGAACGGCAAGGGCUCCCCGAACCUAAAAGACCUAGACAUCCAUGUACUAUGCAGCUGCGUGAAGGAUUUUCUACGGUCACUGUCAGAACCCUUGGUCACUCACCAUCUGUGGAAGGAGUUCGCACAAGCGGUAACUGCCAGAGAUGAAAGAGAUGUGCUGCCUGCGUUGUAUCAUGUGCUAGGGCAGUUGCCGAGGCCAAAUAGGGAUACGUUAGCGUUUCUCAUGCUGCACUUGCAAAAGGUUGCAGAAUCUCCGGAGUGCAAAAUGCCUUUGGAAAAUCUGGUGCGCGUAUUUGGACCUACCCUUAUGAGAUAUAGCAGCGACGACCAAAAUCUGGGAAAAUGCAUGGAAGAGACCGAAAUGGGCUUCAAGGUGGUGGAGAGGAUGAUUCAAAUGCCUACAGAUUAUUGGCUAAGUUUUGUGAAUGUAAACACAAACGAUGCACCUGGUAAGUUACAGCAGACCCCGAGCACAGAUUCGUUACUCAGGCCUAACACGGGCAAAUUUUUAACACCCAGAAGAGCCAAGAGGCUUAGAGAACACAAGAAUAAGUUUUCUACGCCUCCGUUUAUGAAGUAAUUGCGACAUUUAUUCGUUAUCGUACAGGUAAUAUGUAAACGAUAGCCUAACUGAUAUAACCGAUUAAGCGGGAAGUUAUGAUGAAAUCAUUGAAUUUAUUUACUGCUACCGAUCUACCACAUCAAUAAAGUGUAUAUUUAUAGAUUCAUACAAUUGCCUCGAAACUGUACCAACAACAAUAAAGUAGCACUAGUGCCUAUGUUGAACUUUUAUUUCUUGUUGCGGAAUGGUUUACAGUCGGGAAACAAUCACAAUAGUGUUUUUUAUGCUACCGACUAUGAAAUUUCGAUAGUGGUUACUUUGGCAAGUAACAUAUAGCAAAGGUGUAUAAAAUAGUACAUCAGGUCCGUUAAAGAAUAAGUCCAGUUUUCUAUAUUUUCUUCAAAAUGAUAUUAGAGAUGACAUCUAUAGCCAGACAGUACUGUUUCAACCACCUCUGUCAGACACCCUUAAACUUUAAUAAAUUGGAGUUGGACUUUCGUCAUAGUAAAGCUGAGAUUUAUACUGAGUGUCCAGGAACAAAUUUCCCUUUUCAAAGGAUAUUAAAAAAUUGUCUUGAAGUUUUAAAAUUAAUUUAUUGAAGCAAAAAUACACACAGUAUAGCCCCUUUUCAAGUUUUAAAAAUUAUAUUGUCGAGGUGCCAUUCCGGUCGAAAUACUCCUGCAAUGCCAUCUUCAUGUGGUAAAAAACUGCUACGCAUAAUUCAGGUGUAAUUGCUCGAAUUUCUUCCCGUAUUUUUUGUUUCAAUUCUUGCAAAUUCCUAGGCCGAUUAACAUAAACUUUACUUUAAAGGUAUCUCUACAAAAAAAUGUCACAUGGGGUGAGAUCUGGAGACCUCGCUGGCCAGUUUAGAUCUCCAAAGCGAGAGAUGACCUUUUCAGGGAAUAAUUCCCGAAGCAUUGCACAAUAACGAUCACUAGUCACAGUCUAGGCUAUGCUACGUUGGUUCUCAAAAAAGAACGGACCGAUAAUUCCUAAAGCCGACAUUGCAUACCACACAGUUACUUUUGGGCUAUGUAGGGGCUUUUCGUGUUUUUGCCUUGGAUUCUCUGGUGCCCAAUAGCGACAAUUUUGCUUAUUAACUGCGGGUGAAAGUGCGUGUCGUCACUGAACAGAAUAAUGUUAAUUCGGCCGUUUGCAAAAAAAAAGGUACGACGGUUUGUAAAGUCAUUUGGGUUUAAUUUUUGCACUAUUUGAAUGAAGCUUUAAAUCUCUCCUUAAAUUAGUGUGAAAAGAUUCUUUACGCAAACCUGUGAGGUUUUACGAACAGAUCGACUUGGAUUUUGAAUUAGAGCGGCGCGUACAGCUUCAACAUUCUCAGGAGUAGUUACAGUCCUUAGUCGACCAGGGCGUUUCACAUUUAAAGCUGACAAUUUUCUCUAAACCUCUUCACCAACGAUUUCACUAAAUUUUUACUUGGUGCGUCCUCCACACGCUAAUAUUGAAGUGAGCACAAAACAUUCGUCUUGCAAUUGAGUACGAGUCAUUGUUCUUCAAAAUAUGCCUCAAUAAUUUCAACUAAAUAAUCCGCAUGGAUUCACAAAAAAGGGAAAUGUAUUCCUGGAUAUCUUGUAUAUGUUACUUGGGGGACUAUCAAAAGACUGUACCCCAGUAGCAAGCUUGUUUUAAUGGGUUUUAUUUUGAGCGAGUCACAUUGCAAGCCUGCAAUUUACGAGUAUAUGCUGAAUAGUGUCUUUCGAAUUUAUCAAAAAAUAUCAUUGCAUCGAAUUAUUUAUGAUUAAAGACAUUUAUCCAAUAAAAUACUCAUGUUAGAAAAUCCAUAAAAAUCCAACAAAUGAAGGAUUUUGUCAACUUUCCUAAAAUCAGUUGGUGAGUUU
Acanthoscelides obtectus is the source of this 3962-nucleotide messenger RNA. The record is from the annotation of a GenBank genome assembly. NCBI's taxonomy places the organism in Eukaryota, Metazoa, Arthropoda, Insecta, Coleoptera, Chrysomelidae.